Molecule: messenger RNA, 3344 nt
Organism: Manihot esculenta (cassava)
Lineage: Eukaryota; Viridiplantae; Streptophyta; Magnoliopsida; Malpighiales; Euphorbiaceae
Product: nitrate regulatory gene2 protein-like
Exons: 5
Coding region: 11-2995 (994 amino acids)
Source: RefSeq, a predicted model, not a curated record
GGUAGCAGUAAUGAUGAUGACAGAGUCCGUUACCGAGGGCGGGUUCCAUGAGCCUUCAUCUUUUCUCUGUAACACUGAAUUUCUGCACACAAGAAGAGAUCGGGUUUCAGUUGAGGAAUCCAAACUCCUCCAAUCUCACCUCCCUUCUCUUCCCUGUUCUCAGAUCUCAGACCCCAUCACGCAUCUCCAUGCACUCUUUAUUGUUUUACUGCUAAAUAACAAAUUCAAUAUCUCAGUUUCAUCAGAUUCUAACUCUCUCCUUGCAUGGACGGUCCCCUCUCAAUCUCACCAAUCUCUACGGCGUUGGCAUUAUCAUCAUCACCAUGAGAGCUACACAUUUUAUCUUUCAGAGCUUCGUUUCCUUUUGGGUUCUGAUAUGGGCUGUGGAGGAUCCAAAGUCGAUGAUUUGCCGCUGGUAACUCGUUGCAGAGAGCGAAAAGAACUUAUCAAGGCUGCUUCUGAUCACCGUUACGCUCUUGCAGCUGCUCACGUCUUGUAUUUUCACUCACUGAGGAAUGUUGGCGAGGCAAUUCGGAGAUUUGUUGACGAGGAGCUUGUGUUCGCUUCUUCUUCUUCUCCUGGGUCCCCUGUUCUAACAUUACCCUCACGGGAAGGGAAAUCUAAGGCAAAAUCCAAAAACUUGUCCUCAUCGACGUCGAUUUCACAUUCUGUGGACGAUACCAAUCUUAAAAAGAGCAUAAACAAGGAGCAGGAGGAGAUUGAAGAUUCGCAUUUGCAUUUGUCAUCUGAGUCGGACUUGGACUCUGAUUCGGGUCACAUCCACAUUCACGAUAUCCCUGAAGAGGAAGAAGCAGAAGAAGAAAUAGUUCAGCAACGAGAAGUACCUUCAAGUUCUUACAAUUUCAAUGACUAUCCUCAAGGAAAUUGGAGUUAUAAUUAUCCUGGAGAUAAUACAUAUCCAUACCCGUUUCCCUUUUCUAAUCCUUAUCCCAACGUCUAUUACAUGAAGAGGUCUGCCACUCCGGCGAAGACGGUGGUAUAUGAGGAUCCAACAAUAAAUGGGUACUCCAGUUAUUAUGGAAAUGGCGGGUACUUUGGGUACUCGAUUAUGGGUUCGCCGCAGAAGGAGCCAAGUCCGCAGAGGCCGCCACCAGUGCCGCCAUCGCCGCCGAGAGUGUCUACCUGGGAUUUUCUGAACGUGUUCGAUGCAUAUGAUAACGGUAGUGGUGGGCUUCCGAGUUAUUAUUCAGUGGGAAGAUACGGGUACGGGUCGACAACCAGUAGUCCGGAUUCGAAGGAGGUGAGAGAAAGGGAAGGCAUCCCUGAAUUGGAAGAUGAAACAGAGCAAGAGGUGAUAAAAGAAAUUGCCAAAGAAAAGAAGAAAGUGAAAGAGGAAAUGAAUGUGAAUGACAAAUACAAAUCCAGUGAAGAAGUUAUUAAGAAUAAUGGAGAGGGUACCUCAAACUCCAUUCCAGUUCAAAGCAGCAGUGGGAGUACGGACUCAGUUAAGGAUAAUGAAAACGAAGGCAGUACUAGUCCUGAUACAUUUAGCAGUCCUGACAGUAUUAUCUCUUCUAAGAGUUCUGCUGAGGAUCCUGUGAGGAAGAAAGGAGUGAGCUUUGAGGUUGAGGAGGCAUCUAUCAGGGAUGUUGAGUCUUCUAAACCCAGUAGCUUAACUACAUUGUCUGUUCAUGGGACUAGGGAUCUCCAGGAAGUGGUGGAUGAAAUCAAGGACGGGUUUGAGACUGCCUCUAGUUAUGGGAGAGAGGUAGCAACGUUGCUUGAGGCAGGCAGAUUGCCUUACCAGCCAAGAACCACCUUUCUAAGAGUAAUUUUUUCACGGAUUUUGUAUCUGGUGUCAUCACAUCCUCCUACCAGGCCAUCGGUGCAAAUCUCUUCUAGGGCAACAAAAAUGGCAAAAGCAUACUCUGAGGAACCUGGAAAUGAUUUUGACAUGAAGGCUAGAAACCUAUCAUCUACCCUGGAGAAAAUUUAUGCAUGGGAGAAAAAACUAUACAAAGAAGUUAAGGAUGAAGAAAGGCUACGAGUUGACUAUGAAAAACUAUACAAAAGGUUAAAAAGUUUAGACGAACAUGGAGCUGAGCCCAGUAAAAUUGAUGCUGCCCAGGCUUCAAUAAGGAAGUUACAAACAAAAAUUAAUGUUACUAUCAGAACUAUUGAUUCCAUAUCAAGCAAGAUACACAGGUUGAGGGAUGAAGAAUUACAGCCUCAAAUCACUGAAUUGAUUCAUGGAUUGAUGCGGAUGUGGAACUCCAUGCUAAGAUGCCACCAGAAACAGUUCCAAGCUAUCAUGGAGAGCAAAGCUCGUUAUCUCAAGGCAAACAGUGGUUUGCAAAGAGAUUCUGGUUUGAAAGCUACUCUUGAACUUGAAACAGAGUUAAUCAAUUGGUGCACCUGCUUUAAUAAUUGGGUCAACACCCAAAAAUCUUAUGUUGAGUUAUUAAAUCAGUGGCUUUUAAGGUACCUUCUGAUUGAACCUGAAGAAACACCAGAUGGAAUAGCCCCAUUCUCUCCAAGCAGAAUGGGAGCUCCACCAAUUUUUGUAGUUUGCAAUGAUUGGUAUCAAGCAAUGGUUAGAAUUUCUGAGAAGGGGGUGGAAAAUGCCAUGCUCAAUUUUGCUUCAAGCUUGCAUCAACUAUUGGAGCGGCAAGAUGAGGAGCAUGGACAGAGGAUCAAAGCAGAUUACAUCUCAAAGGAUUUUGAGAAGCGUCUGCAUACCUUAAGCAUGGAGAGGGGGAGGAUGGAAGCAUUGUCAGAUAAAGCUAUGUCGAAGGUUCCUUCAGAAAGUGGAGUUUCACCCUUAGAUGAUCUGAAGGUGGAAUUAGAUUCAAUGAAGAAGAAAUUAGAAGAAGAGAGAUACAGCUAUAAGGAAGCUGCAAAACUAGUUCAUGAUGCAGCUUCAGGUAGUUUACAAUCAGGUCUGGUCCCAAUUUUUGAGGCUUUGGGCAACUUCACUUCAGAGGUUUUGAAAGCUCAUGAGCAAGUUAGGCUUGAAAAUGCUGGAUGCUCAUAGUAAACUCAUCCUAUGAAUUUAGCAGUACAGAGGAUGAUAUAGGAAGGAGCCUGCCUUGCUCUGUACAGUUGGAUUGAGAUUAUAACAUUUAGAAUGAUCAGAUCUGCAGAGGAGCUUCAAUGAAAGUUGUUGAAAAAAGGUGAGGUCGCAGAAUUGCAUAAAGAAGCUAAAGAUUCAGUGGAAAAAGAAAGAAAAUGCUGGUGGGUAAAGCCAAACUCUGCUUUUCUUUUAUAAUGUGGUUUUACCAACGGUAAGGCUAUAGGAAGCACGAGUUUAUGCGAAUGAGCUUAACAAUAAUUAAUUAAAUAUUUAGUUAUAGAUUCGUGCAUUCACUUUUAAUUAAUUUUAC